Vollenhovia emeryi is the source of this 685-nucleotide messenger RNA. RefSeq names its product EF-hand calcium-binding domain-containing protein 2-like. Gene Ontology annotation, molecular function: calcium ion binding. Lineage: Eukaryota; Metazoa; Arthropoda; Insecta; Hymenoptera; Formicidae. The coding region runs from base 113 to 685 and encodes 190 amino acids. The record is from RefSeq and is a predicted model, not a curated record. The transcript is spliced from 5 exons.
UGAAAGCUAGCCAUAUCAGUCAAGUCGCUUGAAACACGUUCUCUUUUUCUUCUUCUCAUAUUUCUUUAAAAGAAUUGUAAAGAAUUCAAAGUUACAGAUUUUCUGAGGUAUCAUGCCUAUUGAACCGUCGUUGUUAGAAAGAAGACUUUACGAAGCGUUCGAUGUGUUUGAUAAUGCAAGGAGUGGAGAGGUAGAUGUUAGAGAUUUGGGAACUAUAAUUAGAGCGUUAGGAUGUGUCAUCACGGAAGCUGAGUUACAAGAAAUACAAGUAGAGGUAGAAGACGUUGAAAAUAAUUGUGUGCCACUAAACAGAUUCGUAGAAUACAUGAGCAAAGCGAUAAACGAACGCAAGUUCAAACCAGCAGAACCAGAAGAAUUGUUGAAAGCGUUCCAAUUAUUAGAUCCUGAGAAUCGCGGAUAUAUCAUGAAAGAGGAUUUAGAGAAAUCAAUUAUGGAAAUUGGGGAACCGUUUACAAAGGAAGAAGUGGCCGAUAUGAUGGCCGUAGCCUGCGACCCCGAAACUGGAAAAAUCAAUUACGAGCAUUACAUCAAUUUGCUAAUUGUAAAAAUUCCCGAAGAUAUUAACGUAUAUAAUAUUGUUGAUGAAAUGGAAGCUGCGCAAUUAGCAGAAAUGCGUAAAAGGCGCAGAUGGGAAAGCAUGAUCUUUAAGGCAGACAUUACCUGA